CGCGCCCACGCGCACGCCUUCGCAUUCGCGACCGCGCUCUGUUCGGUCGUCGCACGCGGCACGGUCAUCGCGCGCCAGCGCUCNNUUCGACGCGUAUCGGACGAGGGCGAAAAGCACCACCGUCGGUCGAGUACUACGGACGCGCGAGCGAAGGGCGCGCGGUGACACGUCGUCGUCGUCAUCAUGGGACGCGUGGAGGACAUCACGCUGCCGACGCGGUUCAUCUUGACCGCGGCGCACCUCAUAGCGACGCUCACGAUCGUCUACGACUCGGACAUGACCGUGUAUCGCGCGACGGGGACGUCCACCGGGGUGAGCGACGAUAAGAUGCAGCUCGAGGCGCUCGCGUGGACCUCCAUCGCGUGCUUCAUCGUCGAGUUCCUCGGCAUGUUCAGCGGCGUGUCGCUCUUCGUGCACAGCGCGAACGUGACGUACAUCUUUCUUCACUUUUUCGGCACCGUCUACGUCGCGCUGUUUUGCUUCCUUCACUGGGACCUGGACGUGUUCCCGUGGCUCGCGGCGUUGUUUUCGUUCCUCCCGGCGACGAUCGAGGUGGGGGUCGCGUUCGCGGUGUACAAGCUCGGCGUCAUGCAGUACAAGUGAUGAAAGCGAAACGACCGACGUCGGCCGACGGACGAAGAGGGCGGCGGCGGCGGCGGCGGCGGGCGCGGGGCGCCCGCGUAGGCUGUAUAAAGAGCGCGAGCGAGCGAGCGAGGAGAUGGUUUAAAUACUCAACACGUCGCGGUUAAUAAAAACAACAAAACAAAC
Micromonas pusilla CCMP1545 is the source of this 768-nucleotide messenger RNA. RefSeq lists its product as uncharacterized. Gene Ontology annotation, biological process: protein localization to ciliary transition zone; non-motile cilium assembly. The record is from RefSeq and is a predicted model, not a curated record. Gene Ontology annotation, cellular component: MKS complex. The transcript is spliced from 3 exons. NCBI's taxonomy places the organism in Eukaryota, Viridiplantae, Chlorophyta, Mamiellophyceae, Mamiellales, Mamiellaceae. Bases 184 to 603 code for a protein of 139 amino acids.